AUGGCCUUUACCCCCACGUCGGUGUCGGCCACCCUGCCGCCGUCGGCUCCUCCUCCUCCGGCGGCCACCAAGGGCACGCCCCGCCGCGCGCCAUGGAAUGCCGCGCCGCUGGCCGCGGCGGCAGCCUCGUCGACGGCUGCAUUGAUGGACGCGACGCCGGUCGCGCACGCCGCGGCGUUCUCCAAGGAGGACGUCGCCGGGUCGUUCACCAAGGUGGUGGACACGGUGGAUGCGGUGAUCGGCGUCGGCGGCAAGGUCGCCGAGCAGUCCUUUGUCGUGCUCAGGGCGCUGGGCGAGGCCGUGAAGCCCGCGCUACCGGUGCUGCAGAGCGCCGGCGAGCAGGCCCUGAAGCUCGCCUCGCCGGUGGUCUCCGACGCCUCCAGGCAGGCCACGGAGGCGCUCCAGGGCGCCGGCGUCGACCUUGCCCCCUUCCAGUCUGCUUUCAAGACGGUCGCAGAUGCGGCGCAGCCGGCCUUCGGCGCCGCGAAGCCGAUCGCCUCGGAGACUGUGCAGACCAUCGGGUCCCUGGAAGGCACGGACUACGUCGUGGCCGCCGGAGCCGCGUUCCUCGCGUACCUGCUCCUGCCGCCGGCCUGGUCCCUGCUCUCAUACGGCCUGCGCGGCUACAAAGGUGACCUGAGCCCAGCUCAAGCUCUGGACAUGGUCGCCUCUCAAGGCUACCUUAUCAUCGACGUGCGAACCGAGAACGACAAGGCCAAAGCCGGCGUGCCGCAGCUCCCCUCCAACGCAAAGAACAAGAUCAUCGCUCUGCCGCUGGAAGAACUUCCGAACAAGAUUAAGGGCAUGGUGCGGAAUGCGAAGCGCGCCGAGGCGGAGAUCGCCGCGCUGAAGAUCUCCUACUUUAAGAGGAUCCGCAAGGGCUCCAACAUCGUCGUCAUGGACUCGUACGGUGACAACUCCAAGAUUGUGGCCAAGACACUCAACAGCGUGGGGUUCAAGAACUGCUGGGUCAUGGCCGGCGGCUUCUCGGGCCGGAAAGGGUGGGCGCAGAGCCGCCUUGGGACGGAUUCCUACAACCUCUCCGUUGUCGAAGUCGUCAAGCCGUCACGGGUGAUUCCGGCGGCCGCUGAACGGUUCGUGACGGUCUCGUCGACUUCGACCCCCUCCAGGACGACUCGCAAGCUUCUCCCUGGCAGCGUGGACAGCUGA
Molecule: messenger RNA, 1170 nt
Organism: Triticum turgidum subsp. durum (durum wheat)
Lineage: Eukaryota; Viridiplantae; Streptophyta; Magnoliopsida; Poales; Poaceae
Source: the annotation of a GenBank genome assembly